CCGCAAGGAUGCCCCUCUAGCGAUAUCCAACGAUGCUGCAUCUGCAGAAUGAUUGGAGCUAUCAGCACAUGAUCGUGAGGUGGGGUUGACGGUCGUCGACGAUCAGUGUAUCGUAGAGAUUUAAUGUUUGAUGGCUGACAUAAAGUGAAAUCGUGAGCAUUCUCAAACAUCUCCUGAUUACGAUGGCUUCCCAAUUCAAGCUUGACGAGUCUCUCAAAGGCGCUCUGCCCUCGGACUUCACCUGGGGCUUUGCUACGGCUGCCGCCCAGGUCGAAGGUGCAUGGAACAAGGACGGUAAAGGCGAGUCCAUCUGGGACAAGUUUGCGCAUACUCCAGGAAAGGUGAAAGAUGGCAGCACAGGCGACGAUGCCGUGCGCUCUUACGACCUCUACAAGACAGACGUUGCUCUCAUGAAGAGAUACGGCGUCAGCGGCUACCGCUUUUCUCUCUCAUGGUCACGAAUCAUUCCCCUCGGCGGGAAAGAUGACCCCGUCAAUGAAGACGGCAUCGCAUACUACAACCGCCUCAUCGAUGAGUUGCUCGCGAAUGGCAUUACGCCCUACGUCACGCUCUUCCACUGGGACUCCCCGCAGACUCUCGAGGAUCGGUACGGCGGCAUGUUGGACAAGGAGAAAUACACGCCCGACUUCGUCCGCUAUGCUUGGGUAUGCUUCGAGCGCUUCGGUGACCGAGUCAAAAACUGGAUCACCUACAACGAACCCGGCGUCUACACCCUCGCGGGCUACGCUGCCGGGGUGCACGCCCCAGCCCGGUCCAGCUUCAGCGAGCUCAAUGAGGAGGGCGACUCGUCGACCGAGCCCUUCAUUGUUGCGCACACCGAGCUCAUCUCUCACGCCUACGUGGCCGACAUGUACAAGAAGGAGUUCAAGCCGACGCAAAAGGGCAAGAUCAUGAUCACGCUGCACGGGAAUUGGUCCGAGCCCUGGGACGCGUCGGACCCUCUCGACGUCGAAGCCGCGCAGCGGGCCCAGGAGUUCGAGAUCGCGUGGUUCGCCGACCCGCUGUAUAAGACGGGCGACUACCCGGAGUCCAUGCGCGCGCAGCUCGGCGACAGAUUGCCACGAUUUACACCAGAGGAGAGCAAACUUGUGCUGGGCAGCUCUGAGGUCUACGGUAUGAACUCGUACUCUGCCUUCUACGUCAAGCACCGCGACGGUCCAGCCGACAUCAACGACCACAAAGGCAACAUUGAGCAAUUUGACGAGAAUAAGGAGGGUGUACUGCGCGGGCCAAUGAGUGAUACCUACUGGCUGCGCACGACGCCGUGGGGAUGGGCCAAGUUGCUGCGGUGGAUCUGGAAUCGGUACCAUGUGCCCAUCUACAUCACGGAGAACGGGACAACGGCGCAGGGCGAGCAUGACUGGAAGCCCAAGGGACCGGAUGACAUUCUCGAAGAUCCUUUCCGGAUUGACUUCUUCAAGAGCUACCUUACAGAGGUGGUCAAGGCUUCGCAAGAGGGUGUUGUCAUCAAGUCUUACUUUGGAUGGACGUUUACCGAUAACUGGGAAUGGGCGGCAGGGUUCUCGGACAGGUUCGGCGCGACAUGGAUCGACUUUGAGAGUCCUGAAAAGACACGCUACCCGAAGAGGUCAGCACUUUUUCUUGGAGACUUCUUCAAGCAUCUGAUUAGCAAAGACUGACUGAAUGGGAAAAUUGCUCAUGUGGAUCGGCAGAUAGAAUGCAUCAAAAUUGGUAUUCUCGCCCAAUCAGCACUUUGACAGGAUCGACGAAACCUCCGUGACCUGGUUCCACGGACUUUUCGCGCGGGUUUACUUCAAAAGGAACGCUUCCGGUUUGAAAUACCAAAAGAUCUGCCUCGAGGGCGAAUCGAACGCCCGAUCUUCUCAUUACGUAGAUAAUACGAGUGAGACGCUUUACCACUGAGCCACCAAGGCUAAACAGAUCCAUGUUAUCUCCGGAGGACUAAGGUCUCAUUAUGCUAGCAUAGAGCGCGCCUGGAAGUCACGAUAUCAACGCUGGAUCAUUGCGAAUAAGGCUGUCUCCUAUUUUAGCGCAAGAAUUGGAGUUGACAUCCAGAGAGAAAGUCAAAUGGCAUGUGGAGCAGCUAGGACAUAAUACAACCAUCCUUGUCAGUCAGUUGAAGUCAAAUCUCCAAUUCGCUGA
Molecule: messenger RNA, 2145 nt
Organism: Colletotrichum phormii
Lineage: Eukaryota; Fungi; Ascomycota; Sordariomycetes; Glomerellales; Glomerellaceae
Product: glycoside hydrolase superfamily
Exons: 1
Coding region: 183-1661 (492 amino acids)
Biological process (GO): carbohydrate metabolic process
Molecular function (GO): beta-glucosidase activity
Source: RefSeq, a predicted model, not a curated record